Molecule: messenger RNA, 5673 nt
Organism: Equus quagga
Lineage: Eukaryota; Metazoa; Chordata; Mammalia; Perissodactyla; Equidae
Gene: MRTFA
Product: myocardin related transcription factor A
Exons: 10
Coding region: 2033-4666 (877 amino acids)
Biological process (GO): smooth muscle cell differentiation
Source: RefSeq, a predicted model, not a curated record
GACCCCAGCCAUCUGCGUGGACAUGCAGGCCAGAUGCAGAGGGAGGGGCUCUUGGCUUCUUGGUCUUUGACUUCCUGCUUAGACUUGGGAAACUGAAGUGUGGAGUGUAGAGCCUGAUAAACAGGCCAUAUCAUCUUGGGACAGUGCCCAUGGUCUCAGAGAUCAGUGCCAUGCCAAAACAAAUAAUUAGGUCACAGAGAGGCCUCUGUCCACCUUCAUCUCUGUAAACUCAGGACCUUACUCCUUUCUCACAGGGUUGACUGAUGUCAGGAUUGAGGUGUGUGAACACGUGGAGAUGCUAGGGAUUAAAAGUCUGUUCUUUUUCUUAGUGAAAUCCCUUUUUCUAGCCUGGCACUUUCCACAGAUAUUUCACUGAACAAAUAUUGAUUGAUCCAAGCAGUAUGCUGGGUGCUAGGACCACAGCCCCACAAAGUAGGCCAAGCCCCUUGUCCUUACAGAGCUCAUGCCUAGGGGUGGAUGUAGGUAGGUAAACAGGAACGACAAGACAGGCAGGGCUGUGCCAGAGGGAGCACGGGCUGCCUGGGCACACAGCAGAGGGUUACCCAGCCUGGCCUGGCAGGGAUGUGGUGUCAAAGGAGGUGAUGGCCAAGACUGAGGCUGCAGGGUGAGUAGAAACUAAAGUGUACGUGAGGGGGGAGUAUGUGCUCCAGGCAGGGAGAGCAGCACAGGGCCAGGAGCAGCCUGGACAUGAAGCUGGAGGAGGGGCUGUCAAGAUGUGAGGUGGGAGGCGGGUGGAGUCCAGGACGUGCAGGGCCUCAUGUGCCAUGGUCAGGUGUUCGGAUGUGAUGCUCUUAGGUUUUGGUAAUUCUUGGUACGACUUGUCUCCUUUGCUGCAGUGAGCCCAAGAUCUGGUCCCAGACAAGGCCAGGCAUUCCCAUCCCUCAGAGGUAGCCCUGCCUUCAGGAGAAGGAGGCUCCACUGUUCCUACCGUAAUAGUGAGUUAGCUCUUUGGGCAGGGCGUGAAAGGGAACCACAGGAGCUGAUCCCACAGCAUGCCACCAUGGGCCCUGAACCUGAGCCCCGAGUCACAGGACACUGUGGUUUCCCAGGCCUGAUCUGCACUGCAGACGGUGGCCGGGCAGUGGAGGAGGUGGCCGCCGUGCUGGAGGCUGGCACACCCUGGGCCCCAACAGCCCUUUCCUUUUGGGAGCUGUAGUCCUUUUAAUUCACCACUUUGGCCUGGCGUUCAUCCUGCCCCAUCUCAGUGUUUUCCUGUCUAGGUCUUCACAGGAUUCCAAAACAGCCCCUAGUUCAUGUUCGGGCCAAGGUCAGUUCUGGACUCUCCAGCCAGCCUAAAUCUGAUAAAUGUUUGCCAAGAGUUGGCAACAUGCCGGGCCCCGUGUGAAGUCCUGCAGUUACAAAGAUGAACAAAAUAUGAUGCUGCUCUGAAAGAAUUCAGUCUGAUGGGAGAAGACUGAUGUAGAAACAAAUGAUUUCUGAGUCUGACUCCCAGUCAGAUGCCAGUGCCGUGUAGUAGAAAGGCCAUGGUCCUGUGACAUUGUAGCUGAGUCACCUGGCUUGCGGGACAGUUGGCAGGCUCACAGGCAAUCAUGGAUAUAAAGGAUCCAGUGCAGUCCUUGGCUCCUGGCGAGACGCAUGCAAGGGCUGCUGCUGUUUGCAGUAAUGUUCAUGACAGGCCAGCUGACCGCUGCUGUGGUGGACAACAUAGACUAAGGGGCGUGUGGUCAGGUGGAGUGGGAGCUCAGCUGAGACAGGAUUCUUUCAGGGUUGGGCAUGGUGGCAGGGGCCCAGGAAGUACCACAGACAAUAUGGCACAUUUGGGGUCAACCUGGAAGUUGAAUGAGUUUACCAAGUAGAGAAGGUACAGAAGGACAUUCCAAGCAGAGGGGGCAACAUGGGCAAUCGCCUGGAGGCCUGGUGGAACACGGCUUGUUUAAGGACUGGGAAGUAGUUUAGUUUGCCAGUGAGAUCGUGGGUGACUUGAGAGAAAGGAGCAUUUACCAGCAAAAGCUAGAUCCUGCAGGUCGGGGAAUGAAUAGGAGGAAAGGAAAUGGUGACAGAAGAUGUACUUGAUUACUCAAGAGUGGGCCAGGUGAAUUACCCGAAAGUAGCGGACAGCUCUUCCUUCGAUGAGGACAGCAGCGAUGCCUUAUCCCCUGAGCAGCCUGCCAGCCAUGAGUCUCAGGGCUCGGUGCCGUCACCCCUGGAAGCCCGAGUCAGCGAGCCACUGCCCAGUGCCACCUCCGUAUCCUCCACUCAGGUUGUGUCUCAACUCCCAGUGGGCCCGGAUUCUGGAGAAACGCUUCUCCCGGCAGAGCAGCCUCCUCUGCCUCCCAGCCUCACCAACGGGACUGCGGCCCCCACCACCAAGCCUACCCCCACGCUCAUUAAGCAAAGCCAACCCAAGGCUGCCAGUGAGAAGUCACAGCGCAGCAAGAAAGCCAAGGAGCUGAAGCCAAAGGUGAAGAAGCUCAAGUAUCACCAGUACAUCCCCCCGGACCAAAAGCAGGACAAGGGGGCGCCCCCCAUGGACUCCUCCUACGCCAAGAUCCUGCAGCAGCAACAGCUCUUCCUGCAGCUUCAGAUCCUCAACCAGCAGCAACAGCAGCACUAUAACUACCAGACCAUCCUGCCUGCCCCGCCAAAGCCGGCAGGUGAAGCUCUGGGAAACAGUGGGGCCCCCGCAGUGCGCAGCCUCUCCACUACCAAUAGCAGCUCCAGCUCGGGCACCCCUGGGCCCAGUGGGCUGGCACGUCAGAACAGCACCUCACUAACUGGCAAGCCGGGAGCCCUGCCUGCCAACCUGGACGACAUGAAGGUAGCAGAGCUGAAGCAGGAGCUGAAGUUGCGCUCACUGCCUGUCUCAGGCACCAAGACAGACCUGAUUGAGCGCCUGCGUGCCUACCAAGAACAAGCCAGCCCUGCCCCGGGAGCCCCCAAGGCUCCUGCCGCCCCUUCCAUCCUGCCCAAGGCUGGCGAGGUGGUGGUAGCCUUCCCAGCCACCCGGCUAAGCACAGGGCCUGCCCUGGUGGCAGCAGGCCUGGCCCCAGCCGAAGUGGUGGUGGCCACGGUGACCAGCAAUGGAGUGGUGAAAUUUGGCAGCACGGGCUCCACACCCCCCGUGUCUCCCACCCCCUCAGAGCGCUCACUGCUCAGCACAGGCGACGAGAACUCCACUCCUGGGGACACCUUUGGUGAGAUGGUGACAUCGCCACUGACCCAGCUCACCCUGCAGACCUCACCACUGCAGAUCCUUGUAAAGGAGGAGGGCACCCGGGCCGGGUCCUGCUGCCUAAGUCCUGGGGUGCGGGCAGAGCUGGAAGGACGUGAUAAGGACCAGAUGCUGCAGGAAAAGGACAAGCAGAUCGAGGAGCUGACCCGCAUGCUCCGGCAGAAGCAGCAGCUGGUGGAGUGGCUCAAGCUGCAGCUGGAGCAGGAGAAGCGGGCCCAGCAGCCUGCGCCAGCCCCAUCCCCCACCCCGGCCCUGGUCACUCUUGGCCCCCCAGUGAAGCAGGAGAACAGCUUCUCCAGCUGCCAGCUGAGCCGGCAGCCCCCGGGCCCUGCUCACUCCUUCAGCCCCAGCCUGGCAGCCUCCACUGCCCACCAUGCAGACACUUGUGCCCUGGUGCCCCCGGCUGUGGUGGUGAAGCAGGAAGCCGUGCUACCCGAGCCUGAGCCGGCCCCCACCCCCCAGCUGCUUAUGGGCCCACAGGGCCCCGGCCUCAUCAAGGGGGUCACACCUCCCACCCUCAUCACUGACUCCACAGGGACCCACCUUGUCCUCACCGUGACCAAUAAGAAUGCAGACAGCCCUGGCCUGGCCAGCGGGAGCCCCCAGCAGGGUCAGAGGUCAGGGUCUCCCCUAUCCUGUAUCCCCAACUCCACUGGCUUCCAUGAAAGCUUCUUGGAAGCCAGCAUGGCUAGCAAAGUUGUUCUGGCUCAGAAGCCCUUGUCCCAGCCUGGUUCUCCAGCCCCUGGCCCACCAGCCCAGAUGGACCUGGAGCACCCAGCACAGCCCCUCUUUGGGACCCCCACUUCUUUGCUGAAGAAGGAGCCGCCUGGCUAUGAGGAAGCCGUGAGCCAGCAGCCCAGACAGCAGGUGAAGAAGGAGAAUGGUUCCUCGAGCCAGCAAAUGGAUGACCUGUUUGACAUUCUUAUUCAGAGUGGAGAAAUUUCAGCAGAUUUCAAGGAGCCACCAUCCCUGCCAGGGAAAGAGAAGCCCCCCUCGACAGCAGCAUGCGCGUCACCCCUGGCCGCACAGUCUCCACCCUCCGCUGAGCUCCCCCAGGCUGCCCCGCCUCCCUCAGCCUCCCCUGCCCUCCCUGGGCGCCUGGAGGACUUCCUGGAGAGCAGCACGGGGCUCCCCCUGCUGACCAGCGGGCAUGAGGGGCCAGAGUCCCUCUCCCUCAUUGAUGACCUCCACAGCCAGAUGCUGAGCAGCUCUGCCAUCCUGGACCACCCCCCCUCCCCCAUGGACACCUCGGAAUUGCACUUUGCCCCUGAGCCCAACAGCGUGGGCCUGGACCUGGCUGACGGCCACCUGGACAGCAUGGACUGGCUGGAGUUGUCGUCGGGUGGCCCCGUGCUCAGCCUGGCCCCGCUUAGCACCACAGCCCCCAGCCUCUUCUCCACAGACUUCCUCGAUGGCCACGACCUGCAGCUGCACUGGGAUUCCUGCUUGUAGCUCUCAGGCUGCAGAGCCGGGGGACGGGCAGGCCUGGAAGUUGGGGAGCCUCAGGAACUCUUCGGAGCUCGGCUCUCUGCUGCCUGCCCAGCCUCUGCGCGUGGUCAUGAGUCCUGACAAUCACGGGCCUUGCUUCCCCUCCCUGGGAGGCCGGAGCAGGGCGUCCCUACACCUGGCUCAGGCUCACUGAGGAGAGGAGUUGCCGAGCAGCAGCUCUGGGUCCCCUCCGGGGUCUGGGAGGCCCGCACAGACCAGGGGCAGUCUACCUGACCUCCUUGUGUGAGGUCGGAGGUGCAGUGUCUGGCUGCAGUUUGCUCAGGCAGGUGAGGCCCAGGGCUGAGGCGAGGGCGCGAAUCUCCUUCCUUCUCUCCCCGCUUCCCUGCGAGGGAAGAAACUAGCUGGGCCUCCACCUCCCCGUUCCCCAUGAUGCCAACCCCCAGGCUCCCAGGUUCCCUGGGAGGGGGCUCCCUGCCAUUUUAGUGUCUUGAGUAGCGUAACCCUUUAGUAGUUGGUGGAAACGUUUUCUGUACAGGUGUAUAUACCUCUAUAUUAUAUAUCGCCAUACAUAUAUAUGCAUAUAUUUUUGGGGUGGGAGGUGGGUGCAGCUCCCUCCCAUCCUACUGUGCACAUAGUGGGGCUGGACGCCGCUUACCCGGCCCCACCCAUCACGUGUGUUUGACAUGUAGACACCCCGCCACAGCCUGUACCCAACCUGUCCUGCUUCCUGCUCCUUAUCAGUGCCACGAGGGCAGACGUGCUUCCUGGCCACCUGCCCACAUUCCGUCCCACUGCCUCACUGCAGCCACCAAGGCCCUGGGACAGAAGGGAUGUUGGCCCCGUGGUGGGGCAGAGGUGGCCCUCAAGCUGUGGCCUCCUCCUGCCUCGGGCCUGGCCUCCCUUCUGGCCUGUCACUCAUAAAGGAUUAGGGAUGGCGUCACCAAAACCAGUGCUGGGAGCGAGGUGGGAAGCUGUGUGGACUUUUUAAAAUAAAAAACAAAAACACCGAC